This is a messenger RNA of Rana temporaria (common frog), 1128 nucleotides long. RefSeq lists its product as uncharacterized. The coding region runs from base 133 to 843 and encodes 236 amino acids. Lineage: Eukaryota; Metazoa; Chordata; Amphibia; Anura; Ranidae. The record is from RefSeq and is a predicted model, not a curated record. The transcript is spliced from 2 exons.
GAACCUUCAGAACCUCAGACAAGGACUUCUCCAUCCUUCUCCUCGGGCGAGACUUCAUUUCCAGUCUUCAGAGUUGCAGAGAGACCCGGCGCUCCUUUCCAAGUCCGAGUCGGUACCAACCACCGGGGCAAAAUGGCCAUCUCUGACGCGUUCGGAUCAUACAUCUCCUUCGGGUCCAAAUUUGUGAGCACGUUCUUAUUGACUUUCUCUCUUAUUGGAAUACAAGCCAUUUUAGACUCCAACUUUGUGUGUCCGGCAACAAAUACUUACAGCCCGGUCCUCGUAUGUUUCUACAGCCUCUCGUUCUACCUGUGUCCCGCCAUCAUCUUCGUCUACCUGGGACUCUACUAUUUUCCUGGAUUCAACAAGAAGAAGGAAUGUUGCCCGUGUUGGUCUGGCAGUUGGGCUUCUUUCUACGUUUUCCUGGAGCUCGGAAAAGCUCCAAUGAUUUGGCUCCUGAUAGCGCUCGCAGACGGUCGGUACAUGUCCUGCUUCGUCUUUGCGGCCUCUCACUAUCGCCUGGACCAUAACUACUACUUAUUCAUAUUUCAGACCACUGGAAUGUUGGCUAUUACCCUUUUGGUCAUCGUACUUUUUUACGCAGCGAAGUGCACCUGCGUGUGUUUGGAGAACAGUCGGCGUGCGUACGAAAUGCUGUCGGACGUGGAGAAUAUUCUAAUAACCGAUGAAGCGGCGAAACAGAAAGCUGAAGAUAGGCAACGGUUCCUGUGCGCUCUGGAGCACAACGGAGAGUACAUGGACCGGACACUGCCGAGACACAUGCUGGACAAUAAAUGCGUGAUCAUCUCCAAGCUCAACCCACCGCCUGCUGCCAGCAAUUAAAACGGCAGCAACAAGAAGGAUAACACAGAGCCAUAGGAUGACCAAAAAAAAAAAAAAAAAACAUACAAAAAAAGUAGAAAGCUUAGCCUUGUACACAAAACGCUUCGGCUUGUACAAGAACCAAUGAAAGUGGACCUGUUAUCAGAUAUAUUUUUCACGCUAAAGUGGACCUGUCCUCAGAGAUAUGUGUUUUCAUGUUGGGCAAUGUAACGGAAACCCCAAAUGGGACAGGGGUUAACGCCGUUUAAGAUAUUCCAUUCCCGUACCCAAGGCAGCUUAUCGACA